AGGAGGACACCCAUGUCAAGGAGACCCAAGCCUCCUCCAAAGCCAAAAACUUCAGAGAGAUUUAUUGAGCGUGAUCCUGUUGAGGUAUACUGCCGUAUUCGCCCACCAGAGACCCCAAACCAGGAAGAAUGUGUCACAGCUGUGGACUCUCGCACUGUUAAGUAUCUAACACCUCCAGACACCUGCUUUGCAUUCCGCAAUGGGCAUGCCAAAGAGCAACAGUACAAAUUCCGACAUGUAUUCAACCCAGACUCCUCGCAGAAAGAUGUGUUUGACUAUGUUGCCAAGCCUUUGGUGUCUGAUGUGUUGCGGGGGAAGAAUGGUCUUCUGUUUGCUUAUGGUGUUACAGGUUCUGGGAAAACACAUACAAUGCAAGGGAUCACCCAUGAUGGAGGUAUUGCCAGGACAUUAGAUGUCAUUUUCAAUAGCAUUAAUGAAUACCAAACAAAGAGGCGCAUCUUCAAGCCAGACGGAAUGAAUGGCUUCGAUGCUCAGUGUGAAUCGGAUGCUUCCAGUGAGCGACGGAGGAUUGACGCCACACCCAUUUAUCCUAAAACGCCAAAGACCCCCAGAUACAGACGAGACACAAGUGGCUCCCAAGAUAGCUCUCAGCGGAUCCCAGACACCUCAAGAAUUGAAUGCAUUGAUGAGGAUAAUGUGUUCUCAAUCUUUGUUGCUUACAUUGAGAUCUAUAAUAAUUAUAUAUAUGACCUCCUGGAAGAUUUAUCUGAUGCAGGGCCAUCUGGACGACUGCAGACCAAAAUCUUGCGUGAAGAUGCCCAACACAAUAUGUAUGUACAUGGGUGCACAGAGGUUGAAGUGAAGAAUCCAGAUGAUGCACUGGAGGUUUUAUACAAAGGUCAGAGAAGGCGCAAGAUUGCUUAUACGCGUCUAAACUGUGAAUCUUCUCGGUCACAUUCCAUAUUCACAAUCAGAGUAGUCCAGGCCCCGCUAGAUGCCCAGGGCGAGGAGGUGGUGACGGACAAAGCUAGCAUGAUGGUGUCUCAGCUGUCCUUGGUUGAUUUGGCUGGCUCAGAGCGUAACAACCGGACCAAGGCUGUUGGCGACAGGAUCAAGGAAGCUGGUGAGUAUCCGGGUGAUGUAGUUGGGUUCUUGUUGGAUAUUAAUUCUAUUUUGAUUGGCGUUUUGAAGGGUUGUAAGAUGUGGAAGCUGUAA
Molecule: messenger RNA, 1176 nt
Organism: Penaeus vannamei (Pacific white shrimp)
Lineage: Eukaryota; Metazoa; Arthropoda; Malacostraca; Decapoda; Penaeidae
Source: RefSeq, a predicted model, not a curated record